Molecule: messenger RNA, 15177 nt
Organism: Phytophthora sojae
Lineage: Eukaryota; Oomycota; Peronosporomycetes; Peronosporales; Peronosporaceae
Exons: 1
Coding region: 1-15177 (5058 amino acids)
Biological process (GO): microtubule-based movement
Cellular component (GO): dynein complex
Molecular function (GO): dynein intermediate chain binding; ATP hydrolysis activity; dynein light intermediate chain binding
Source: RefSeq, a predicted model, not a curated record
AUGGAGACGGACCGCUCCUGGUCCAGAGGCAACACGGCCAGCGCGCUGGCGGCGGAUCCCGGCAUCGCCGCGGCCCCGCCGGACGACGCGCGCGUCGACUUUAUCCGGCGGCACGUGGUGCGCACGUUCCCGGGCAUCAAGCUGGACGCGCUGAACCGCAAGUUCGCGACGGACGCCGUGGCCUCGCAGCUCUUUGACUUCCUGCACCUGGCGGACGCGCGGCUGCUGCUGUUCACGGACCACGGGGACGAGGCCAGCGGCGUCGUGGACGUGUACGCCACGCCGCCCGCGCAGCUCUUCAGCAGCAGCAGCCGCAACAGUUCUACAGCCCGCGCGCCCCCUGUGACGGUCCUGUACAUGAUCAAGACGGUCAAGGCGCCCGUGAGCGCCGCCAAGUUCCACGAGGAGAUCAUGUCCGGCACGCUCGAGAAGAACGCGCUCGAGUCGCUGGCGCUCAUGCUGCACGACGUGUUCGUGCCACUCAUCGGCAACCCGCGCAACCAGCAGCUGUGGCCCGAGAUGGUCACGUCCUCCAUCAUCAACAACGUGCACGGCUUCUACUCGAGUCUGCAGAUCACGCUGGGCCAGACCAAGGGGGCCACGUGUCUGCCGCUGCCCUGGGACCAGGUCGUCAUGGAGAGCGCGGCCAAGUCCUCGUCCUCCUCGCCGGAAGGAGGAGGAGGCGACGGCUCCAAUAACCAGAACCCGUUCGCGUCGCCCAAGGGCCCCCAGACGGACUUCAACGCUGUCAGUGGGCUCGGCAAGGACCAAGUACACAGCCUGGAGGGGUGUCUGAUCACGUGGACCAAGCAGAUCAAGAACAUCCUGAAGCAAGAUCCCGAGGCGCUGCUGAACCAGCGCGACCACGCGCACCAAGGCCCCAUGGAGGAGCUGCACUUCUGGGCCGCCAAGGCCAAGAACCUCAACUCGAUCUUCGCGCAGCUGCAGUCCGACAGCAUUCGCAAGGUGCUGCAGUAUCUGGACGCGUCCAAGAGCACGUACAACGUCCCGUUUGCCAAGCUGUGCAAGGAGGUCUUCCUCGCGAGAGCAGAGGCCAAUGACAACAAGCACUACCUGUGGCCUCUGGCCAAGUGGUUCGAGCAGCUCGCGAGCGCGCAGACGCUGCCGGACAUCCGCGACCUCUUCCGCCCGAUCUGCCACUCGAUUCUGCUCAUCUGGAAGUCCAGUCGGUUCUACAACACGCCCGCACGACUCGUGGUUUUGAUUCGACAGAUCUGCAACGAGAUCAUCAGGAAGGCCAUGAUCCACUUGAAUGGCGAGAAGCUCUUCGAGUUGAUUGACCAAGGCGAGCUGGAACAGGCCAACAGCAUGCUGCAAGUGUCUCUGCAGGUCUGCGCGCACUUCAAGAGCGUGUACUUUGACUACAAGGCGAAAUCUGUGACGGAGGUCCCGGGCAACCCAUGGCGAAUCCAGAACAACGCCUUGUUUAUCAGGCUGGACGCUUUUCUCGAGAGAUGCCACGACGUCUUGGAGCUAACGCAGACGAUUUACCAGUUCCAGAAGCUAGCGCAGAUGGAGAUCGGGGGUACGAAAGGGAAGACGCUUACAACAAGUGUGCACCAGAUCUACGCGGACUUUCAGGAAACUCUCGCGCAGAUGAAGAACGUGCAGUAUGAUCUGAUGGACCUCGAUGCGAAGCACUUUGAAGACGACUUCUACGCCUUCCGGUCCAAGAACAAGGAGCUCGAGCGGCGCCUCGCCUCCGUGAUCAACCAGGCAUUUGACGAUGCCAAGACGAUUGUGGGGCGAUUCAAGUGUCUGGACUGCUUUGAGGAUUUACUCGACCGCCAGAUCAUCAAGAACGAGUUGGAGCGGAAGCACACGUCGUUGAUUGCGUCGUAUGCCAGCGACUUGCACGUAGUGCAGCAAAUUUUCAUCGAGAAUCGUGAGCAUCCCCCGAUCUCUCCCAAUCUGCCACCGUUUGCUGGCGCAGUAACAUGGUGUCGUGGUCUAGGAGAGCGGAUUCGAUUCCCCAUGGAGAAACUGAAGCAGAUUUCACCUAGGAUUGUCCUAGAGCGAGAAGAUUCAAAAGAAGCCAUGAAGUUGUACACGAACGUGAUGGCCAUGCUCCAAGAAUACGAGGUUCAAAACGUCAAACAAUGGGGUAUUUCAAUCGAAACUUCCUCGAAGGCCAAGCUCAAGCUCCCGUUGAUACGGCGUGAGCCUGCUCCUGGAUCAAAUGGCGUUGAUUCAUCUACAAGUUCAGGGAGCAAGGGGCAACAGCAGCAGCAACCGGCUGGAGCACCUCAGUCCAGCGUGGGGCUUCUAUUCGUCAAUUUUGAUGCUGCAUUAGUGCAAUUGCUCCGUGAAGUAAAAUAUUUCCUGCUGCUUGGUUUGGAUAUUCCUGAGGACGCGCUGGAGAUAUACAAGCGUGCGGAGGUGUUCCGGCGGCAGACUGGCAAUCUGGAACUCAUUGUGGACAUGUACAAUACGAUCCACUCGACCCUGUUGCCUGUCGAGCGGCCUCUUGUGAAAGGGUACCUCGAGCGCAUGGAUCAAGUGUUGAACAAGGGCAUAAAGGCUCUGAACUGGAAGUCGCAUGGUAUCGACGUGUUUUUGAAAGAAUCCAUGACUGUGGUGAACGAGGCCAACACGCUGCUGAGUCAGCUAAAGACCCACCAGAACCGGGUUGACGAGCUGCUCGAUAUUUGGAAUGCGUCGCCGCUUCUAUUUGAGCGGAAGAGCAAGGCAUUGUCCGUUGAAGAGUUCGAGGAGCACCAGAAGAGCUUGUGCCAGCAGAAAUACCAUGUGAUCAAGGAAGGAGGCAAUGAGAUUCACCGUUUGCUCAAGGAGUCGUUGAAGCAUUUACGCGUGGCUCAAGGCAGUCCCGAUUGGAGAGCUUACGUGGACUACGUUAGCGGUAUCGUGGAGGACGGUCUUGCUCGAGUAAUUAUCCAGUCGCUUGGUCAGCUGCGAGAGCAGUUGGAUCCGAAGCGAAUUGAAAGUGAAGACAUCCCAGCCUUGCUCGAAGUUGAACUGGAUCUGUACGGCAAAGACAUUGUGUACUUCCCGCCCAUCCAGAGUACCGCCGCGAAAAACGGUGUGGAGGACCUGAUUAUGCGGCGGUUGGAGGCGAUUCUGCAUUGCUCCACUGUCUUCAAGCGACUGGACAGCUCUGAAGGCUCCUAUCUGAAAGAGAUGCGAGAAAACGUGCAGAUUCAACUACUUAUUGCCGACAUUUGGUCAUUUCUUGACCAGAAUCAAAAGGCUUGCAGUGCCUUCCGUCAUGCGCUCACGAAAUACGAGUAUCUAUGGACGACGGACUUGCCGCAGAUGUUUCAGGAGUUUCUUUCAACCGCGUGGUCUCCAUAUCCGUACACAGAUGAACAAGGCUCUCGUGGCCGAAUCGUGUAUGCAGAUAGCUUGCCGUCAUCGACACUGAAGUCCGGCCUAGUGACCGAGAGGAGUGCUGCCAAGUCGGCCAUUUCUGCAGGCUCUGCGAUGGCCACGCCGCCUCCGAUGCCUGCGCAGCUUCUCAAUCUUGAGCGAUUUCAAGAAAAGAUCAGCUUCUUCCUCGGUCUGCAGAACGAGAUUUCCGAGUCGAAGCAUGUGAAAGACGUGGGCUUUGUCCGUGUCAACUCGCUUCCGAUCAAACAGGCUUUAUCGACGUGGGUGACGAAGUGGGUCUACUUAUUCACGCAGUACUUACACGACCGAGUCGUCAACCAGCUCGUGUGGGUGGAUAACUUCAUGCAGAAAGUAAACGCGGGACUGGACAUCGAGAUCGACAGCGCGAAUGCAGAAAAGGAGAAGCCGUCAUUGAUGCAGUGUAUGCUGCACAUCAGGGACGUGCGGCGCUUGAUGCGUGAAGACUUGCUGGUGAACUUUGCGCCUCUAAAGGAUUUUGUGGCGUUGUUAAAGCUGAAUGGAAUCGCUCUGGAUAUGUCGUACGUCGGCAAAGAGAACGUGCUGAUGUUCCUGGAGCAAGCGCCAAUCCGGUGGGAGAAUAUGGUCAACAAGACGUUCAAGAAGAAAGAAGUGAUCCAACCGCUGCAGAAUCAAAUGGUGGAGUCGAUCAAGCAAGAAGUGGGAGAGUUUAAUCGGCGCCUCACGCUGAUGAAAGAGGAGUUCAAGGUUGCUGCUCCAUUGCAUGCCCCCUCCGAUAGCCGCUCGGUAGCAGACGUGUACGAUCAGCUGGACGCCUACAACGCGAAGCUAUCCCAGGUUGAGCAGGAAGCUGCGCGGCUAAUGGAGCUUGAAGACAUAUUCGAGCUAGCCUCCAGUAAAUACGACGUGUUGACGAUGCUGCGUGCCAACUUCACGACGCUCAAGCACAUUUGGGAUUUCGUUGCACUCUUGGACUCGAUUUAUGUGAACAAAUGGCAGCCGCUAUUAUGGAGCGACCUCGAUGCGGAUGCUCUGAUGGAAGAAGUUGACGAGAUCGAGCGUCACCGAUAUGCGCUGUUCUCACCUGCUCGAUCCGUGAAGGAUUGGCCCAUAUACGACUACCUCGAGCAGAAGUUGCACCAGAUGACGGUGAUCUUGCCCCUUGUCAAGCAUCUCCACUCCCCAGCCAUGCGAGACCGACACUGGAAGAGCCUAAUGGUGCUCGCCAGGAAACACUUUGAUUUGUCCGGAACUGGCGGCUUGAGUCCUUCAAGCUACGCAACGAUGGGAACCGCUGCCAGUGGAAGCUCGGGGGCUGGAGACAGCAGCAGUGGCGGGAAAAGCUCGCUGAGGUUUGAAGAGGUGCUCAAAUUGGAGCUCUUUCGCUUCGUUAACGAGAUUAAUGAGCUCGUGGAAAUGGCGUCGAGGGAGUUCAAGAUCGAGCAGCAGCUCCAGUCCAUUGAAACGACGUGGAACGGCUUCCAGCUCGAAUUUGUCCCAUAUCAAACUGCAGGAAGUAAAGCCUCGUCUGGUACUGAUAAAUCUCGCGAUCAUCGCGGCUCAGCGGUAUCUGUCGAGGGCAACGACGACCAUCCACAUGGAACUGCAAGCUCGAGCGCCUUACCAGUGGCAUCGGGCGAGGAAAUCGAGGGCGACAUUAUGAUUCUGAAGAUGCCGAACGUCAUUAUCGAGUGCCUGGAAGAACACCAGCUACAACUGCAAACGAUGGCUGCCACCGGAAAGUUUGUUGCCUACUUCAAAGACAAGGUCUUCGAAUGGCAGUUGCAGCUGGGCAAUGUGGACACUAUCUUGAAACUGUGGAUCACGCUUCAGCGACAAUGGUGCAGCUUGGAGUCCAUUUUCCUGAGUUCCGCUGGUGAUAUUCAACGCCAGUUGCCAUCCGAAUACCAGCGAUUUGAGCACGUCGACCAGGAAAUGAAGGAGCUGUUUGCAGAUGCAAGAAUGGCGCCGUCGGUGCUGGUGGCGUGCUGCCAACGUGAGGGCCGCGAAGUUGUGCUUCACGACUUGCAGGUUGAGCUGGAGAUUUGCCAGAAGGCUCUCAACCAAUACUUGGACGGGAAGAAGGACAUUUUCCCGCGGUUUUACUUCGUCUCGAACGCGUCGCUGCUUGAGAUUUUGUCGAAUGGCAACUACCCACCUCGUAUCCAGCCUCACUUUGGCAACUGCUUCGACGGCAUCCAGUCGUUUGAAUUCACCCUCCAGUCUGCUUCAGAUGCCAAAGGCUCAUUUGGAGGGAGUUUGUCCGGGAGGAAAAUGUCAGCCACCACGUCGUCUACGUCUCUUGAAGAGCGGUUUCUUGCGAUGUCAAUGAUCUCCAAGGAGGGUGAAGUGGUGCAGUUCAUGGACUCGCAACUGAUCCACGGCACGGUUGAAAACUGGUUCAACGACCUGGUGAUGGUAAUGCAGGACACUUUGCGACAGAAGAUCUUCGACGCUGUGGAAACCAGUGCUCUCUGGGGUGUGGAUUGCGCUCGCCACACAUGGGUGUUUGAUUAUCCGGCGCAAGUGGCUCUGCUGGGGAGUCAAAUCGUCUGGACGGAGGAGGUGGAGAGUGCGCUGGAAGAGUUUGAAAACGGCACGGAGGACGCGAUCAAGAAAUACUACGACGUGUCCACGGUGCGCCUUGAAGAGCUCAUCAAGCUGGUUCAGGGGCAACUCGGAGCGCUGAAUCGACAGAAGAUCAUCACGCUCAUUACCGUCGACGUCCAUGCGCGCGACGUGGUGCAGUCACUGAUCACAAAGAAAGUGUCGAGCUCGCUGGACUUCCAGUGGCAGUCGCAGCUUCGCUACUACACGACGCCUGUCCUGACGAGUACAGGCCAGAAGAAGGAAGUGCACAUCAAGAUUUGCGACUUUCGCUCGUUUUACAGCUACGAGUACACUGGCAACUGCGGGCGCUUGGUGAUCACUCCACUUACAGACCGCUGCUACGUCACCCUAACGACAGCAUUGAGACUCUGUCUCGGUGGAGCUCCAGCGGGGCCUGCAGGCACUGGAAAGACUGAAACGACCAAGGAUUUAGCACGUGGAAUGGGGCUCCAGUGCUACGUGUUUAACUGCAGUGAUCAGAUGAACUACUUGACGAUGGCAAAUAUCUUCCGCGGACUAGCUCAGACGGGCGCGUGGGGGUGCUUCGACGAGUUUAACCGAAUCUCGGUCGAAGUGCUGUCAGUGGUAGCAACGCAGGUGAAGACUGUGCUGGAUGCGACGACUUUACUGGUAGCAUCUACGAAUCGUGGUCCAUCGGGCGGUGCUAGCAGCGACGUUGGCUCAUCUGGAGGAGAAGGCAGCGCACAACAGCCCAUUGCUAUGCCAAAGACUGGAAAUUGCGAGUUCUUCGGGAAAACUAUCGCAUUGGUACCGACCGUGGGGUUCUUUAUUACGAUGAAUCCAGGCUAUGCUGGUCGUGCGGAGUUGCCUGAAAACUUGAAGGCAUUGUUCCGUUCCUGUGCGAUGAUCAAACCGGACUUGCAGCCAAUUUGCGAGAACAUGUUAAUGGCUGAGGGCUUCCUGAAGGCGCGUACGCUCUCCGUGAAGUUUGUCACGCUCUACGAUCUAAGCAGUGAGCUGCUAUCGAAGCAAAAGCACUACGACUGGGGACUACGCUCUGUGAAGUCUGUGCUUCUAGUCGCUGGCAGCUUGCGUCGUGCGCAUUCGACACUCUCGGAAGAGACCGUACUGAUGCAAGUCCUUCGAGACUUUAACACGCCGCGGAUCCUCCCUCCUGACUAUUCGGUCUUCAUGGGGUUGCUGCGAGAUUUGUUCCCAAACCAAGAGCUCCCACACCUGAAGAACGACACGUUACAGACCAAGAGUGCUCGCGUCUGUGCUCAGAAGAAGCUCCAGCCGGAAGAUGGUUUCCUCAAGAAGAUGAUGGAGUUCGAAGAAGUCCUCAAGGUGCGGCACAGCGUGAUGCUGAUCGGGCCGGCUGGCUGCGGGAAAAGCACAAUCUGGAACACGCUCGCCGCUUGCCACAAUGCUGAUGACGACGGGAAUGCUUUGACCAAGCACUUGACCGUGUUUGAGAGCGUGAACCCGAAGGCCAUCACAGCCGACGAGUUGUACGGCUAUAUGACGCUGGAUAACGACUGGAGAGAUGGCGUCCUAUCCUCUAUUAUGCGCAACAUGUCCAAGAGUGUGGCACCAUUCAGCGAGUCGCAGACGUACAAGUGGGUUGUCCUGGAUGGCGACAUCGACGCUGUGUGGAUUGAAAGUAUGAACACUGUGAUGGACGACAACAAGGUUCUUACGCUUGUGUCGAAUGAGCGCAUUCCACUAACCAAGUCUAUGCGACUGGUGUUCGAGAUAUCGUCGCUCGUGAACGCAACACCGGCCACCGUGUCCCGAGCAGGCAUCAUAUACGUCGACGAAGGGCACAUAGGCUGGUAUCCCGCCGUUGAAUCCUGGUUACAGCAACGUGAGAGUAUCGCUGAAGCAGGAAUUCUCCCCGGGCUCUUCCAGAAGUAUGUGGACUCGAUGUUCAUGGCGCUUGAGGACACGAAGGCGGAGACGAUCGUUCCAGUGGUGGCCAUUGCCAUCAUGGAGAUGCAGUGUCGCCUGUUGGACGGGUUGUUGAGCUUGAUUGGCGAGCACGAGAAAACUCCUGAAGUGUUGGAGAACGCGUUUAUCUACUGCGGUUUGUGGGCGUUCGGAGGUGCUCUAGCAAGCGACAAGGGAACUGACGACCGUGCAGCGUUCUCGACAAACUUCAAGGCUGUCGCGAAGUACAAGUUUGCCUCUGCUUCAACUGGUGGUGGAUCUACAUCAUUCCCAGCACCGACAGGUGGAGCUGAUGCAAACAGCGCGGCGAUGCUGGCUAGUGGAACCGCAAACCUCUUUGACUUCUACUACGAUGUAACGCGGAACGAGCUGGUCUACUGGGGAGAAAAAGUGCCUACGCUGAUGCCUGUAGGCGAUGUCCCAUUCCACGCGCUCGUGGUUCCUACCAUGGAGUCUACGCGAGUUCACUCCAUUAUCGACUUGCUUCUGUGCAAGCGAAAGCCUACGAUUCUGGUUGGUUCCAGCGGGUCGGGCAAGUCGUCGCUGGUUCACGAGCAUAUGAAGGGGUUGGAGGAUGAUAGUGUUUUUGCCUAUGUGAGCAUGCACCACUACAUGGACGCUCGAGAGCUGCAAUCUCGUUUGGAGCAGUACCUCGAGAAGAGAUCCGGGCGCGUGUAUGGACCGCUGUACAACCGCAAACUCAUCUACUUCCUGGACGAUCUCAAUAUGCCGUUUGUCGAGGAGUUUGGUACCCAGACGGCGCUGGCGCUGCUGCGGCAGUACAUGGAUUACAAUUCGUGGUACGACCGGCAUGACCUGUCGUCCAAGAAGCUGAUCCAAGACGUCCAAUUCCUCGCCUGUAUGAACCCCAAGGCUGGUUCGUUUACAGUUAAUCCCCGUCUGCAUCGUCACUUUUCGACACUCUGCAUCAGCAUGCCGUCGAAGCAGGAUCUCAGCACAAUUUACUCGGCUCUACUGAACCAGCAUCUGACGAAUUUCGCAGACAAGAUCAAGAAGCUGGCGUCUUCUAUCAUCACGGCAACGAUUGACUUGUACUCGGAGGUGCGAGCGAACUUCCUUCCUACUGCGACGAAGUUCCACUACGUGUUCAGCAUGCGCGAGCUGAGCUCCUUGUUCCAAGGCAUCUUCAUGGCCCGUCCCGAAGCUUACCUGAACAACUCGCUGCAGUUCUGUCGUCUUUGGAUCCACGAGUGCUUCCGUGUCUUCAGUGAUCGCAUGAGCUCACCCAGCGAGAUUCAGCGGUUUGCUGAGAUGGCCAUUGAGCAGACGAAGAAGAACUUUGAGGAAGACCAGGCAGAAAUCUUCGCGUCGCCCCUCAUUUGUGUGAACUUCUUGGGCUCUUCAUCGUCAGGAUCAGCGUCCAUGGAAGUCGAGUAUGGAGGCGGCAGCACUCUCAGUUACGUUCCGGUAGCGGAAAAGACUCAAAUCACCGCUUGUAUGGAGAGGAAGCUGACUGAGUACAACGAGACGCAUCCAGUCAUGAGCCUGGUACUGUUUGACCAAGCGUUGGAGCAUGUUACGCGAAUUGUUCGCAUCCUGGCUAACCCUCGUGGCAAUGCGCUACUGAUAGGCGUGGGUGGGUCUGGAAAGCAGUCUCUUUCUCGCUUGGCAGCAUUUAUCAGCGGGUACGCGUUGGUGUCGCUGACGACCAGUGCUUUUCCCUCGUAUGGGAUGAGUGAGCUUAAAGAAGACCUAAAAGACAUCUACCGCAAGGCUGGUAUCCGACCGGCUAAGCCCAUUGUGCUGCUGCUCACGGACUCUCAGAUCACUGACAACCGUUUCUUGGUGCCGCUCACGGACGCGUUAACGUCGGGGUACAUUUCAGACCUGUUCGCCAGCGAAGAGAUGGAGUCGAUGGCUGGAUCCUUGCGAAUGGAGGCGAAGGCUCGCGGAGUUCCAGAUACCAAGGAGCAGCUCCAGGAGUUCUUCUACGAGCGCGUGCGUACAAAUCUGCACCUCAUCUUGGCUUUUUCGCCGGUGGGCGGUGAUCUGCGUAUUCGUUGCAGGAACUUCCCGUCGCUUAUCAGCUGUUGCACCAUGAACUGGUUCCAUCCGUGGCCAAAAGAAGCGCUGGUCGAUGUGUCGCUGAAUUUCCUCCAAGACGUUGAGCUGUCGACGCGCGCGAUUCAGGAGAAUGUUUGCCAUCACAUGGCAGAGAUGCACAUGUCCGUCACAACUGCGUGCACGAUGUACGCCAAGAGUUACGGACGACACAACUACGUGACGCCAACGUCGUUCUUGGAGCUCAUCCGCUUCUACCGGUCGCUCUUGGACGAGAAGCGGUCGUCUCAAACGCUCAAGAUCAAGCGGCUCGAAGUGGGUCUGGCUACGCUCAAGAAGACGGCGCUCGAUGUUGCAGGGCUGCAGGACGAGCUGAAGCUGACGAUGAAGAAGGUGGAAGAGCGGAAGAAAGCCACCGACUUGUUGCUGGAGCAAAUGGGCAAGCAGCGAGGAGAUGCCGAGGUGAAGCAGCGGCGGGCAGACGAAGAGCGUGCCAAGGCUGCUCAGGCCGCUGAGAUUGCCUCGCAAAUUGAGGCGCAAGCUACCGUUGAGCUUGCGAUCGCCAAGCCGGCGCUGGAUGCAGCUCAACAGGCCGUGAACUGCCUCAACAAAGCUUCGUUGACGGAACUGAAGUCUAUGGGCAAGCCCCCAGCCGGCGUGGAGAAGGUAACAGCGGCAGUUCUCAUGAUGGUCAAGAAGGAGACCAAGAACUUCAGCUGGGACAACGCCAAGAAGAUGAUGGCCAAGGUGGACGUAUUCAAGCAGUCGCUGGAGCAAUAUGACAAGGAGAACAUCCCUCCGGAAGUCGUGGCUCGAGUGGAGCCGCUCAUUCAGGAGGACCCGAACUUCAACUACGAAAAGAUGAAGAGCAAGUCUGUGGCUGCCGCGAACCUGUGCGUGUGGGUCGUCAACAUCAUCUCGUACCACCAGGUUUAUGUACGUGUUAAGCCACUGAUGGAUACGCUUGAAAAAGCGCGCCAGACGAAAGCCGAGGCUGACAGCGAGCUGGCUGCAGUGCAAAAGCUAGUGGCAGAAGUCGAAGGCCAGCUGAAUGCGCUGCAGGCUUCGUUCCGGGAUGCGACGAACGAGAAAGCCAAGGUUGAAGCCGAAGCGCAAGCUUGCCAAGAGCGACUAUCGCUGGCUGAACGACUGGUGAACGGCCUGGCUUCCGAGAACGAACGGUGGACUCACGAAAUUGAUGUUUUGCGUGCUGGUGAGAGCUCACUAAUCGGUGAUUCGCUCCUUGCUGCUGGAUUCGUGAGCUAUAUUGGAGCUUUCAACGCGAGUUUCCGAGCUCAGCUCUGGAAGAACACUUGGCUGCCAGAUAUCGUGACUCGAGAGAUCCCGAUUACGAUUGGAAGCCCACCCGAUAUGAGCGACAGCAGUGGCUCCAAUGGUGCGGAUGCAAGUGAAAAUGGAGAGCUUGGUGUCGACGCCGAAACGUCCCUAGAGCCUUCCUCCAUGUCUGCAUCGUCGCCUUCACACGAAAGUGUAGGCGUUGAUCCACUUGACGUGCUCAGCGACAGUAGCGACGUGGCCCAGUGGAUGAAUGAAGGGCUGCCUGCCGAUCGCAUCUCGAUUGAGAACGGAUGCAUCAUCACGUCAUGUCAACGCUGGCCGCUUCUUGUGGACCCCCAGCUGCAGGGCAUCAUCUGGCUACGCGCUUGUGACUUCCGACACAAGAAACCGGAGGGUGUCGACGCUCGUGCGGAACAGGAAUCAGCUUCCCAGGCGCUGGUUAUCUUGCAGCCAGCACAAAAGAACUGGACGACAACGUUGAAGACUGCGAUUACGAGUGGACAAAGCGUCAUUCUGGAGAACUUGGGCGAGUCCAUUGACGCGUCCUUGGAGCCUGUUAUCAUGCGGCAGCUUUACAAGAAAGGACGCAACUGGUUCCUACAGUUCGCGGCCGAGGAGAUCGAAGUGGAUCCUCGCUUCCGCUUGUUCCUGCACACAAAGCUGCCAAACCCGCACUACCGACCAGAGAUCCUAGCGUACUGCACGCUCAUCGACUUCAGCGUGACGGAGAAGGGGCUUGAGGACCAAUUACUUGCGAACGUAGUGAACUUGGAGCAGCCCGACUUGGAAACGCAGAAGCGCCAGCUCCAGCAAGAGUUCAAUGGCUACCAGAUUCAGCUCCUGCAGCUUGAAAAUGAUCUGCUAGAGCGUCUCUCGAAUGCUCCAGAUGACAUUUUGUCCGAUGUUCCGCUGAUUGAAGGCCUGGAGAAGACGAAGCUUACCGCUAUUGACGUUGGAAUUGCGUUGCGGAAGGGAAAAGACGCGGAGCGUGAGAUUAACCUGGCGCGUGAGGUAUACCGGCCUGUUGCCAACGAGGCAAGCAUGAUGUAUUUCCUGAUGAGUCAGCUCUGCAAGGUCAACCACAUGUAUCGCUACUCGCUGGAGUCCUACAUGACCUUCUUCUUCGUAGCGCUGGAUGGUGUUGCGCUACCAGCUCCAGCAGCCGGGGGCGAUAAUAACCAUGGGGGUGCUGCUGCUGCUGCGCAUGAUCGGGUGGGGAUCUUGAAGGAGGCAUUGCGUUGGACGAUCUUUUCCAUGGUAACCAGAGGGCUCUUUGAAGAGCACAAGCUUCUCUUCCUUACCCAGCUGGUGUUCCUCUUGCUCCGUCGUGGAGUUAUCGGUGCCAACAGCGGCUACGAGCCGCAGUAUGCUCGGUUUCUACUGCAAGGAUCCAAGGUUGUGGGACCAGAAAACACGAUCUCGUGGCUGAAUGAGUCUCAGUGGCAGUCACUGCAAGCGCUGAUCACUUUAGGCCCGUUCGAGCGAUUCGUGUCGGAUCUGGAGGAAUCGGAGCCGCGCUUUCGAGAAUGGUACAAUUCCACGAGCCCAGAGCUGGAGAAGCUGCCGCUGGAUUGGCGCGAGCUUGAUAAGUCAGCACCGUUCCUGAAGAUUCUCGCUGUGAAGUGUCUACGCCCAGACCGACUGACCCAAGCGAUGGGCAACUUUAUACUGCAGACGCUACCCAACGGCAGCAAUUUCCUCAACUGCGACAGCCAGCUCAACAGUUUUGCCAUCCUGAAGAGCGCGUUCAAGGAGAGCUCCCCGUGGACCCCGAUGUACUUCAUUUUGUCACCAGGAUCCGACGUGGUCGCUGACGUGGACAAGCUAGCAGUGCAAGAUCAAGAACGGAUCAAAGGCGUGGACUACCACAAUAUUGCGCUGGGUCAAGGGCAGGAGCAGGUCGCGAUGCGAACGCUGCAGAUGUCGGUUGAAAACGGCCACUGGGUCAUCCUCAACAACGUCCACCUGAUGCCGAAGUGGAUGCUGGAGCUGGACAAGUGGCUGGAGCAGCUGGCCAAGAUGAGCAAGACGGCGUCCUACGCUACCCUACGCAGUAACUUAUCGAGCAGCAAGGAUAUCAUCCGUAUGGGGACAAGCCGGUCGCUGUCGAUGCUCCCACCCGCAGGGGCGGCCAAUUCAGGGGGUGGAGGCAUCGGAACACUGCACCCUAACUUCCGCCUGUUCAUCACUAGCGACCCGUCAACGAACAUCCCAAUUGGCGUCUUGGAGCGGUCUAUCAAGCUUACGAACGAGCCACCCACGGGGCUGCGAGCGAAUGUGAAGCGCGCAUUCUGCUGCUUCCCCAAGAAUGUCGUGGACGAGCUCGAGCCUCGUACACGCUGCAUCUUGUUUGCGCUCUGCUACUUCCACUCGCUCAUGCUGGAACGCAAGAAGUUCGGGCCGCAGGGAUUUAACAUGCUGUAUCCAUUCGCAGCCAGUGACUUGCUCGCUAGCAGCACGGUGUUACGAAACUACAUGGACAACGCCCCCGUGCGCGUGCCGUGGCCAGACCUGCGAUACCUGUUUGGUGAGAUCAUGUACGGUGGCCACAUCGUCAACGAGCUCGACCGGCUCGUGGCUGCUACGUAUCUACAGUACUUCCUGCGUGAUGAUCUGCUAGAAGAGCUAUCGAUGCUUCCGUUCGGUGAUGAUGCAAGUGGAGGCGGCGGAGGUGGCGGUGGCAGCAGUGGACCAGAUGGCGGAGGCGGCGGAGGUGGAGCUGGAGGCGAUGGUGGAGAUGGCCCAAGCGGAGGAGGGCAACAGCGUCGCGACUUCUUGGCCCCCAAGCUUUCAGCAGGCUUCGAUCGAAUCCUGGAGCAUGUACACACGUCGCUGCUGAACGAGACGCCUACAGCAUUUGGCCUUCACCCAAACGCCGAGGUUGCGUUCCGAACUGAAAGUGGUCAAGUGCUUCUGCAGUCAAUGUUGUUGCUGACCACCAAGGAGGAGGAUGCUCAAGAGAACGACAGCGACGAUGAAGAGGAAGGAACGUCAGGGCUUGGUGGCGGCUCAGCUGCUAAGGAGACUGCCGAUGCGGUCCAGUUAGCAGCCGAGGGGGUGCUGCAGGAUGUUUUGGAGAACUACCGCGACUUCCGCUUCGAUAUCCAGGAACUCUUCUUCAAGGGGUCGUCCGACUCUGGACAACGUGAAGGAGGCUCACGGCGAAGCAAAGGUGGAUCUGUAUCAAGUUCAGAAGCGGACGACAUGGACCCGUUCCAGACAGUGCUGCUCCAAGAGUGUCAACGCAUAAACCACUUGCUCCAAACGAUGACAGACUCGCUGUCCGAAUUGGAGCUCGCGUUCCGAGGUGAUGUCCCUCUUACCGAGGCGAUGGAGAAGCUUCAAACCUUCCUGUACUACGAGCGCGUACCGGACAACUGGUUGGCUGCAGCGUGUCCUUCCCGUCGAUCUCUCGCGCCGUGGCUGGCCAACUUGCAGCAGCGGAUCGCGCAGCUCCAGGAGUGGAUUGGAUCGGCGCCGGACCUGCCGCUGGUGCUGUGGCUGCCCGGACUCUUCAACCCGCAAGCUUUCCUCACAGCCGUGCUGCAGACGGCAGCGCGCAAGCACAACGUGGAGCUCGACUCGCUGCGUAUCACUGCGGACGUGACGAAGCGCACCAUCGACACAGUGGACGCCCCGGCGCGAGACGGACAGUUCGUGCAUGGCCUGUACCUGGAAGGAGCGCGCUGGGACUUCGGCAAUGGCGUCUUGGAGACGAGUCUCCCCCGAGAGAUGUACGUCUCCAUGCCAGUGCUCACGUGCCGAGCCAUCGUCAACACUGCAGGCAAGGACACUUCGAGUGGCUCGGGUGGCGGAGGUGGAGGGGGAAAGCAAGGUGCGGCUGGUAGUGGGAACGUGUUCGAUUGCCCCGUGUACCGAACCCAGCAGCGAGGACCGACAUUGAUCUUCAUGUCGCCUCUGCGGACCAAGGUGCCGCCUGCUAAGUGGGUGCUCGCAGGCGUGGCAAUGCUCAUGGAGGUGGUGUGA